AUGCGCGUCGCCGUCAACACGCCAGCCGGCAAGUGGCAGGUGGCGGUCGCUCGAGCUCUCGGUGGGAGUGAGUGGCGCGGCGGCGGCAUCAGCGACGCCGCGGACGUGACCACACUCCGCCUCGACGAGAGCCACACCUUUCUGGUCCUCGCGUCGGACGGCGUCUGGGGCGUCCUCGACCAGCUGGCGGAGGGGUCGGCCGCGCGCUCUCGCGGCGUCGCGUGGCGCGUCGCAGCGGCGCGCGCCGCAGGCAAGAGCGCGGGGGACAUUGCGGACGGGCUCGUGCGCUGCGCCGCGCGCGAGGGAGGCACCGACAACGCGAGCUGCAUUGUGCUGCUCCUGGGGUCGGGAACUUAG
This is a messenger RNA of Emiliania huxleyi CCMP1516, 357 nucleotides long. RefSeq lists its product as hypothetical. The coding region runs from base 1 to 357 and encodes 118 amino acids. The record is from RefSeq and is a predicted model, not a curated record. The transcript is spliced from 2 exons. NCBI's taxonomy places the organism in Eukaryota, Haptophyta, Isochrysidales, Noelaerhabdaceae.